UUUUUUACCGUGUGUUAUAUCUUUGCAGCUUGUUCAGCUAAUCGAUUACCAUUAAGCAGACUUCUUCCCACACGGGAAGGAAAACCUAUUUGCUUAAACUUAAGCAAAUUUACCCGUAUAAAUGUUAUGCAAGCAAUUUUGUUAGAGAUUGUUAUUGCAAUGAUUGGACAAAUUUGGAAUCUUUCCCCGACAUUACUCAAGAAUGGUCUUUUUGGAACUUUUGUUGCAAAUGCCUGCUUAGUAGGUCUUGUAGGAUUAAUUGUCUAUUCGUCGUUUAUUAUUGCUCUUGGUCGUUAUCCAAGAUUACCCGUAAUAAGUGGCGCCGCUCGCGUACAACUACAAGGAGGAUGGCUUAAUUAA
Messenger RNA from Emiliania huxleyi CCMP1516, 360 nucleotides. RefSeq lists its product as hypothetical. The annotation marks the transcript as partial. Lineage: Eukaryota; Haptophyta; Isochrysidales; Noelaerhabdaceae. The record is from RefSeq and is a predicted model, not a curated record. The transcript has a single exon.